This is a messenger RNA of Lineus longissimus, 1141 nucleotides long. RefSeq names its product monocarboxylate transporter 12-like. Lineage: Eukaryota; Metazoa; Nemertea; Pilidiophora; Heteronemertea; Lineidae. Gene Ontology annotation, cellular component: membrane. The record is from RefSeq and is a predicted model, not a curated record. The coding region runs from base 161 to 1141 and encodes 326 amino acids. Gene Ontology annotation, molecular function: monocarboxylic acid transmembrane transporter activity. Gene Ontology annotation, biological process: transmembrane transport. The transcript is spliced from 3 exons.
CGGUUUAUAGUUUGUGCUUCAUGACGGACAUGAUCAACUGGCACAUGGUGCCUCAUGGUAGAUCACGCUUAGCUACGUUGAGCCGUAUCUCUGAAGUUAGGCAAAGGAAGGUCCUUUAAGUGGUACCCUAGCUGUGCGAUUCGGCCACCGGCCCGUGGUGAUGGUGGGUAGUAUCCUCGCAACCGUUGGUAUGGCAAUGAGCGCCUUUGCUGUCAAUAUCUACCAUCUUUAUUUUAGCUUUGGAAUCCUCACAGGUUUAGGCGUUGGGAUGAGCAUGAUUCCCGCGCUAGCCAUGGUGGCCUUAUACUUCGACAAGCGGCUCUCCCUCGCUGUAGGAAUAGCUCUGUCAGGCGGCGGCCUAUCCUACAUCGUUUUCCCGAUGGUCUCAGCAGCCUGCAUCCGUUUCUACACAUGGAGAGGAACCAUGUUCAUUCUCGCAGCAUUCUGGGCGCAGGGUUGCAUGUGUGGAGCUUUAUUGCGCCCCCUCGAAUCUCGAACUACCAUCAAAGAUGGCGCCCGGAAAAAACAAGUGCCGCGACCAUUUAUGUGUGACAUUGGUCUCCUACGGACUUGGCAAUUCUGGUUCUACUUGUUGGAGGAAUAUCUAUGGCAUAUUGACUUCAUGAAUUUUGUCGUGAUUCUGCCAGAUUUUGUCGUCUUAAGCGGCCAUACGAAAGAAAAAGCAGCAAUACUCUUGACGAUAAUUGGUGUGUUUGUCAUCCCAUCUCGUCUGCUGGGCGGGCUGUUCCUUGACCGCGUGAGUGUCAGUCCAAUCUUGCUGCUCGUGUUCGGAAUCGUUACGCUGGGGACCACGAGCCUUACGCUGCCAUUCAUCAAGGCGUCCUUCAUCGGGAUGGCCGUGGUCUGUUCGUUCAGGGGCAUCCUCCACGGCGUCCUCGUUGUCUUCCUCCCAAAGGGCCUGGUGGUACUCUUCAGCCGAGAUAAACUCACCAUCAUGAUAGGAUACGUCACACUAUUUACAAUGUUUGGACAACUUACUGCACCGCCGUUAGGAGUUACGUACGGCAGCACUUUAAAAUCCGCCGCAGGUAUACAGAACGCAAUGCAACCAUCAGCCUACCCGAAACGUGCAAGCCAAGCGAAAGACCGCCUAGCAACACCGGCAGAAAUCAUUAUAUGA